Molecule: messenger RNA, 2397 nt
Organism: Exserohilum turcica Et28A
Lineage: Eukaryota; Fungi; Ascomycota; Dothideomycetes; Pleosporales; Pleosporaceae
Exons: 1
Coding region: 1-2397 (798 amino acids)
Source: RefSeq, a predicted model, not a curated record
AUGGCUGGGCCACCUGCAUACCCCGCUGAUUCGCACCCCAGCUCGCCUCCCUCGCCUCCAUCCGUGUCGUCGCAGUCAAACGUAGCAUUCACCCCGAGCGCAACAUCAGUUGCCGACUCUUCUGACAAUGAAUUCGAGCCGACGCCUGUCCACAGCCCUGGCGGCCCACAAUACGAGGAUUUGCCCCCUUCUUAUGAGGACGCUAGGCACCAGGCCGUCCACGACGCACGCAAUGGCAUUGCCCCCAUAGACCCCAAUCAAAUCGAAGCCCACCGUAUCACGCUCAGCCAAGGACCCAGUGAUCCUGAGAUCUGGGAAUACAGAGUGAGAGGAGAGCAGACGGACCCUGCAAGCGAGCAAGAACACGCGCCAGACUAUGCAAAUCACACGAGCGACAAGGCCACCAGUGUCCCCGUCCAACAUGUCAGCUCUGUCGAGAGCAUCCCGGUUGGACGCAUGAGGAGCGAACUCACUCCGCCCUCAACAACGUCUGGCUUGGCAUCCACCCUGCUUAGCCAGGCGUUGGAAUUUACUCGCCAUCCAACCCAUGCUGCUCCACGGCACUCGCCACACCUGAAUCGCAUCAUUGCCAUCCCUGGCGAAGGAGGCACCGAUCGGCCUGCUGGAGAAUACGAGCAGUUUCUGUGCGCAUACACCCAAACGCUGCAUGGUCAUGCCGUUGAGCCAGACCAGUUCUUGGACUUCUUGCGCGGCCUCAACGUCUUGCUCAGAUCGACCAACACGACAGCCAAUGACCUACUACAGGAAUUAUCCGGCGGAAUGGAGUCCUCCAGUCUUGUUAGUCAGUAUAUCAGAGGGGCCAACGAGGCUUUUUUUGCUCCACGGGGCCUGAGGGUAUCAUUCCGUAGUGAAGCAGCAAUUCUUGCAGCUCUGCCUCUCCCUACAGGACCGGGGCAACGGGAUGCAAUUGCUAAUCGUCUUGUGGAAGAACCUAGAUCUGCUGCUAUACGUGCCCAACGGUUCACUCCGUGGAUUGAACCGCUCAAUAUCGAGAAGCUGCCAGCGCCGGGUGAGCACAUGCACAGGCUGCACGAGUUGGGCGAACGCUUUGCUGGUCGGACUCCAUCUGCCUAUGCAGUGCCUCGUUUCAGCGACAACACCUCUUCACAAAGUGGAGGGUCCCGUGCCACAAGCACGUACGAAAAUCCCCCUCAUUCAGUUCCAACACCUUCCGAGGAAACUCAAUACGGACAUGGCCAACAGAGUGGAUUUCAAAGAGGAAAUUGGUCGCCAUUUGGUGCACCAGGUUUUGGACCAUUUGGACCACCUGGGAAUGGGCCUUUUGGCCCAGCAGGCUAUGGUCCGUUCGGCGCCCCUGGAAAUGGUCCUUUUGGAGGUCCAGGUAGGGGACCUUUCGGAGGUCCAGGUAGAGGGCCGUUCGGAGCCGCUGGCAAUGGCCCAUUUGGCAGGCGUGGACGCGGAUGUGGUGCUCCAGGGCCUUCACGACAGGGAGACUACUCUGUUGGAAAAGAAUGGGCCGAUGUCGGCAAAGAGAUUGGGAAGAUUGGCGAAGAGUUUGGAAAAAUGAUUGGUGAUUUGGGUAUGCAAUUUGGUCAGCAGGCGAAUAGGCUGGGCAUGAACGUACAACGCGCGACGAGCGGUAGUGGCUCCCAGCAGCAAAGUGCUCCUCGAACCAAUAGCUACCGACAGCCAACAGAGGAUCUACCACCCUCAUACGAGCCUGCAUCCGGCCAAGAGAGUGGGGUUCUGCGGGGUGACCAUAAGAUACAACCCGACUACACAGCGUCAAAGACAGAAAAGGGCAAGAACAAAGCCAGAGACAUGGACGAUGAUGAUGAUGACGACGCGUCUUCAACCUCGUCCGAAAGCUCUGAUUCUGAUUCAGAUAGCGAAUCAGACGAUAUGGAAGAGUACUACGAUGCCCAAAACAUAUUUGACAAGCGUGUGCGCUCCAUUGAAGAAGCCGCCACACGAGGCAACCAGAGCGCAGAACAAGCAUCUCGCGAGCGGGCAUCAGUACAACAGGAGAGGCAAAGGCUCAAAGAAAAGUUCGAUGUAAAGCAGUCCAAACGCACUGUCAUGCGUAAUCUGAAGAAACGUGGUCGCGAGCUAAAGAAGCAGCACCGACAGCGAAAGAAACAACUACGUGCUUCUUCUGACGAUGGCAAGGGCAAGGGCAAAGCAAAGAAGAGCAAGGAGUGGAAAGUGGAAAAGCGAAGCUAUAAAGAGAAGAGAAAAGAACUGAGAAGAGAGAAACUGGCUGCGAAGAAGGAAUGGCGCAAGGCGAGACAAGAAUGGCGUGAGGCGAGAAGUGAAAGUCGCAAGAUGAGACGAGGAGUAACGGAUGGUGAUGGCAAUAGGGAUAUUGGCCAGGAUAAAUUGGUUUGGUUGGUGAUUGAGAACUUGGGGCCUUGA